AUGGCUCCACCAAAGAAAACCGUUAAGAUGGAUUUGAACUCCUUCUUGAAUGAUGACACUUUCACAUCAUCCUGGAGUGAAGAUGAUGUUGAUUUAAACAACAUCAGAAUUCCAAUUGAAAACACCUCAGCUAACACCAUUCCUCUAGAGGAACUAAUGGCUGAAAGAAAAGCCGCUAAUGCUGGUGGUAACUCUUUCAACCAAGGUGGUAGAACCGGUGGUCAUUUGGAUCCUGCCUUAGGUGGUAGUGGUAAUGGUAUGAGAAGAGCUCAUGAAGAAUAUCCAGUUCCAAACGAACCUCCUUACAGAGCCAUUAUUAAUAACAUUCCAUGGGAUAUUAGCCCAGAAGGUGUCAAAGCUUGGGUUGAAGAUGGUUUAGCCAAACCAGACUCUGUUGAAGACGUCGAUUUACCUGUGAAUGUAUCUGAUCCAACCCGUUUAAAGGGUCUUGCAUUCAUCACCUUGAAAGAACGUGAAGAUUUAGUUCAAGCUUUAACUUUCAAUGCCACUAAAUUGAAUGAUAGAACUGUCUACGUUUCUGUUGCUGCCCCAAGAAGAGGUGGUUUCAGAUCUGGUGGUGGUGACUUUGACUGGGGUGCCGCUAGAGGUUCUAACUAUGAGGCCUCUGGUCCUGGCAGAGAAGAACCAAACUUGGAUUGGGGUGCCGCAAGAGGUUCUAACUUCCAAUCCUCCAGACCACCAAGAGAAAGAAGAGAAGAACCAAACUUGGAUUGGGACUCCGCUAGAGGAUCUAACUUCCAAAACUCUAGACCUCCAAGAGAACCAAGAGAACCAAGAGAUGAACCUGAACUAAACUGGGAUUCCGCUAGAGGAUCUCAUUUCAAAUCUCAUGGUCCACCAAGAGAGCCAAGAGAAGAAGCCAACUUGAACUGGGAUGCUGCCAGAGGGUCCAACUUUAAGGCUCAGAGAGAACCAAGAGAACCAAGAGAACCAAGAGAAGAACCAAAUCUAGAUUGGAAUGCCGCUAGAGGUUCAAACUUCAAGGCUCCAAGAGUUCAAAGAGAAAGAACUAACGAACCUGAAUUAGACUGGGGUGCUGCCAGAGGUUCCAAAUUCCAAGACAUAAAUAACAAAACCAACAACAACAGAAGAAGAAACCAAACUCAAGAAGAGAAACCUGUUGAAGAGAAGAACAAGAUCCAAAAAUCUACAUACGAUGUUCUAAGAGAUGAUGAUAAAGAUGAUGAAGAGGAAGAACAAAAGGCGCAACCAACUGAACAAACCACCACUAACGAUGUUAAUGAAACUGCUCAAAAUGUUGCUGACCUAUCUGUUGAAGAUAACAACAAUGAUGAAUGGGAAGUCGUUGGUAAGAAAUAA
Molecule: messenger RNA, 1341 nt
Organism: Maudiozyma barnettii
Lineage: Eukaryota; Fungi; Ascomycota; Saccharomycetes; Saccharomycetales; Saccharomycetaceae
Gene: TIF3
Product: Tif3p
Exons: 1
Coding region: 1-1341 (446 amino acids)
Molecular function (GO): RNA binding
Source: RefSeq, a predicted model, not a curated record